Eimeria mitis is the source of this 1062-nucleotide messenger RNA. RefSeq lists its product as uncharacterized. Bases 1 to 1062 code for a protein of 353 amino acids. The transcript is spliced from 3 exons. The record is from RefSeq and is a predicted model, not a curated record. Lineage: Eukaryota; Apicomplexa; Conoidasida; Eucoccidiorida; Eimeriidae.
AUGCAACGCCUACAGCAAGCGGCUGCGACAGCCGCAGGCCCUCUUCUUGAGGGGGUCAUUGCAGCAGCAGCAGCAGCAGCAGCAGCAGCUCCAGCAGCAGCAGCAGCAGCAACAGCAGCAACAGCAUCACGGACGCGAGACCUGUUUGCCUGCGGUAUUGGGCCAAGGGGGGGCCCCCUACCUUGGGGGCCCUCUUCUUGCACCUCACUCGAGCAGCUGCUGAGAUCCAGCAGCAGCAGCAGCAGCAGCAGCAGCAGCAGCAGCAGUUUGGGUUUUGCGCAGCAGUUUAUUUCGGGUGUAGUAUCACCUCUGCAGCAUAAACCCUUCUUAGGGGCCCCCAUCUCUCUCUCUAGGGGCCCCCAGCAGCCUCAGCUGCAGCAAAGCGAUCCUCACCAGGGGCCCCCAUCUCUCUUUCUUACUAAACCCUGCUACCAAGGGGGCCCCCCGGGGGGCCCCCCUUCAAACCCAUCUCUCAUGUUUGGGGGCCCCCUGGGGGCCCCCUUCAACACCUCUCAGGGGGCCCCCCUCAUGGGGGACCCUAUGGGGGCCCCUCUAAAGGAUCCUAUGGGGGCCCCUCUAGGUUUCCCCGUGGGGGCCCCCCUGGGGCCCCCAAUGGGGCCCCCAAUGGGGCCCCCAACGGGGCCCCCCAUAGAGUACCCUCUGGGUGUCCCGUGUAAAGAUGCAGUAGAUCCUAUGGGGGCCCCCUUGGGGGCCCCCUUUCCCUAUAAGGAUUCAACAGUAUACCCUGUGGGGGCCCCCCCCCCUGUAGAGGCCCCCCCGCCCUUGGGGGCCCCCCUGCCCAUGGGGGCCCCCACAGGGGGGCCCCCUGGUGGGUACUAUUGCAACAAAGUACGGAGCGAUAAGAGGUCUCGUAAGCGAGCGUUUGCUCACCGGGGAUACUACGGGCGGCAGCGGCGGCUGCAGCUGAAACACCAACGCCUGCGGCUGGCGUUUGCUUAUGAGGGGAUAGACCUCCUUAAGCUUAAGUCUCUGCAGUGGGGAGAACAGCAGCAGCAGCAGCAGCAGCAGCAGCAGAAGCAAGAGAAAGCUGCAGCAACGUAA